Messenger RNA from Notothenia coriiceps (black rockcod), 1222 nucleotides. Its product is annotated as cartilage intermediate layer protein 1-like. NCBI's taxonomy places the organism in Eukaryota, Metazoa, Chordata, Actinopteri, Perciformes, Nototheniidae. The record is from RefSeq and is a predicted model, not a curated record. Bases 149 to 1222 code for a protein of 357 amino acids. The transcript is spliced from 6 exons.
GAGCAAGGAGCAGCAGCUCUGCUCCAUCACUCACACCUGAAGCGGCUACAUCAGCUUUAACUGAAGAAUCAACACUUAUUGUUAUUAAAUUAAUGUCAAGUCUGUAGAGGAUCAGAGAACAAUCAACUGCAACUGAAGGUGUGGUACCAUGUUGGAAUUAAACAAGGUGGCACUCCUGCUGUCUGUCCUGGCUUCAGCUGCUCUGGGCCAAGGACCUUUGAGGAUCAGGAGCCCGUCAGACAGGAGCAGGAGAGCAGCCCUAAACACCUUCACUGACACACAGACGACAGAGUGGACGUCUUGGUUCAACAUCGACCAUCCUGGGGGGAAUGGAGACUACGAGCGUCUGGAGGCGAUCCGGUUCUAUUACAGGGAGAGGGUUUGUGUUCGGCCCGUGGCCAUGGAGGCCCGUACCACAGACUGGGUUGCAGCAGAAGAGACAGGGGAAGUGGUCCACUCCAGUCUGGAGAAGGGCUUCUGGUGCAUCAACAGAGAACAGCCUCAGGGCCGCGUUUGCUCCAACUACCAUGUCCGCUUUCAGUGUCACCCAGUGCAGAGCUACUGGACUGACUGGAAUGAGUGGGGUCCCUGUUCAACCACGGUCUGUAACGAUGUCGGCAUCCAGGUCCGCCAGAGGAAAUGUGUGAACACGCAGCCCAUGCCUCUCCUGUUGGUGCCAGCGUGCCAGGGACACCAUUCAGAGAGGAGGGAGUGCUCUAACCCUCCAUGUACAGCCAAGUGGAGCCCGUGGGGUCGAUGGGGGAUGUGUUCAGUGACCUGUGGUGGGGGUCGCAGGAUCAGGAGGAGGACCUGUGCGAGGAGCUCAGUGAGGGUUCAGUGUUCUGGGCGGCCCGCUGAAAUACAGAAGUGUGGAAGGAGUCCAUGCCAAGCCAAAUGUCAGCUCCGGUGCACUGAGGGCAGCCCCUCUGAGGACUGCAGCCGGUGCUCCUGUGAUAACCACAUAUUGCAGGGGGAGGUCCACAGUGUGACCGGGGCUCCUGUGGCAGAAGCCUUGGUGGCUCUGGCCAGCAAUCCCAAAGUGACCCUAGCCCGCACAGAUGCCAAGGGUCAGUUCAGGGUCGCAGGAAUCUGCUCCUCCAGCUCCACCUUGAUGUCCAUCAGGAAGGAUAAGUUUGCUCCGAUCACCGUCUCCACCUCAAGCAACACCACAGGGUUGUCUUCGGUACGAGCAGUCCUCAAAUCAGCUGGUGAGUGCUCAUAA